Merops nubicus (carmine bee-eater) is the source of this 1448-nucleotide messenger RNA. RefSeq names its product serine palmitoyltransferase, long chain base subunit 1 (gene SPTLC1). The transcript is spliced from 14 exons. Gene Ontology annotation, cellular component: endoplasmic reticulum. Gene Ontology annotation, molecular function: serine C-palmitoyltransferase activity; pyridoxal phosphate binding. Gene Ontology annotation, biological process: sphingosine biosynthetic process; ceramide biosynthetic process. The record is from RefSeq and is a predicted model, not a curated record. Lineage: Eukaryota; Metazoa; Chordata; Aves; Coraciiformes; Meropidae. The annotation marks the transcript as partial.
GCUCCCGCUUACCAUCUCAUUUUGGAAGGAAUUCUAAUUGUAUGGAUAAUCAGACUUCUUUUCUCCAAGACAUAUAAGCUUCAAGAGCGAUCUGAUCUAACACCUAAGGAAAAAGAAGAGUUGAUUGAAGAAUGGCAGCCAGAGCCUCUUGUACCUCCAGUGCCAAAAGAUCACCCAGCUCUCAACUACAACAUUGUUUCAGGUCCUCCCACCCAUAUUAUCACUGUUAAUGGCAAGGAAUGUAUAAACUUUGCAUCAUUUAACUUUCUUGGACUUUUGGAUAAUGAAAAGGUUAAGAGUGCGGCCCAGGCAUCUCUGAAGAAAUACGGGGUUGGCACUUGUGGACCUCGAGGAUUCUACGGCACUUUCGAUGUUCAUUUAGAGUUAGAAGAACGGCUAGCAAAAUUCAUGAGGACAGAGGAAGCUAUUAUAUACUCAUAUGGAUUUGCAACAAUUGCCAGUGCUAUUCCUGCAUAUUCAAAAAGAGGGGACAUUGUGUUUGUAGAUGAAGCUGCCUGCUUUGCUAUUCAGAAGGGAUUACAAGCAUCUCGUAGUAACAUAAAAUUAUUUAAGCAUAAUGAUAUGGCUGACCUUGAACGACUGUUGAAAGAACAAGAGUCUGAAGAUCAAAAGAAUCCUCGCAAGGCCCGUGUAACUCGGAGAUUUAUUGUAGUGGAAGGAUUGUAUAUGAACACAGGAGAUGUUUGCCCUCUUCCAGAAUUGAUAAAAUUGAAGUAUAAAUACAAAGUUAGAAUAUUUUUGGAGGAGAGCCUUUCCUUUGGAGUCCUUGGAGAACAUGGAAGAGGAAUUACUGAACACUUUGGAAUAAAUAUUGAUGAUAUAGAUCUUAUUAGUGCAAACAUGGAAAAUUCACUGGCUUCUAUUGGAGGAUUUUGCUGUGGAAGAUCUUUUAUUAUCGACCAUCAGCGAUUGUCUGGUCAAGGCUACUGCUUUUCUGCAUCGCUACCCCCUUUGUUAGCUGCUGCUGCCAUUGAGGCUCUGAAUAUUAUGGAAGAUAAUCCAGACAUUUUUCAGACUCUCCGGGCUAAAUGCGAACGAAUUCACAAAGCUUUGCAGGGGAUUUCUGGAUUAAAAGUAGUGGGAGAAUCUUUUUCUCCAGCAUUGCACCUACAGCUGGAAGAGAGCUGUGGAUCUCGAGAAAAUGAUGUGAAGUUACUCAAAAGAGUUGUGGAUUAUUGCAUGAAUAGCGGUAUUGCAUUAACUCAAGCCCGCUAUCUGGAGAAAGAAGAAAAAUGUCUUCCUCCACCCAGUAUUCGAGUAGUGGUAACAGUGGAACAAACAGAGCAAGAACUGGACAAAGCUGCAUCACUUCUCAAGGAGGCUGCACAGUCUGUAUUGAUUUAGACUGCUGUUUUGUCCUCUUUCUCCAGUUAUCAGGAUGUUUUACACUAUAUAGUGACCUCACUUCAUGUAUUCAAGUUCUUCCA